Neoarthrinium moseri is the source of this 648-nucleotide messenger RNA. RefSeq lists its product as uncharacterized. The record is from RefSeq and is a predicted model, not a curated record. Lineage: Eukaryota; Fungi; Ascomycota; Sordariomycetes; Amphisphaeriales; Apiosporaceae. The annotation marks the transcript as partial. The transcript is spliced from 3 exons.
GGUGUGCCGUGGCGGGACCGAGGCCGGCUGGUGCAGGUCGAGCACGCCUCCCACGUGACAAUCACCGACUUCGAGAGUCUCGUCAACCUACGCCACUUACACGUUGCACCGUUUCUAGGGUUAUACUACAAUAGGACUUCAACAGACAUCGUCUAUGAACGCCUCGAUCUUGACCUCUUGGACAUCUGCCCGCUCGCGUCCGAGGCUGAAGUCGCCAGUGUGCUUGCUCAGAUGCUGUCAGCAAUCACGCACCUCUUGUCGUCACCAGUAGAUGCACGAAUCGCUUCGGUAAGGAUUUCCAUGUUUGGACUUGUCAAGUUAAUUCUUGACUUCCGCCACAAACCAACAACCGAUAUCAUCCACAGGAAUGUGAUGCAGCGCUUCAUGGUGUCAUAUAUAGAGCAAGUGGCCAAGGUGGCAUGCCCUCGUUCCCAUGUUUGGACGUUCGACGCUGCUGAUUUUCUCGACAUUCUCUACGCUGGAGAACUACCGCCCUUGUGUGUGCGUACAUGGCAGCUAUUGACCAAUGGGAGUGCUGACACGGGAAAGCACCCAUUUCUGGCCAAGUCACGAGGCCCGGCUGCAUUGCGUGGUCCGGUUCAGCUCUACAUGCGUAAACUUACAGCAACGUACACGCAUGGGUCUUGA